UAUAAAGCUAGUUAGAGAGUAGUGGAAGUCUCAGCUAUCAAACCAAAACCCAUUGAUAAUCAUGGCUUCCAAACAUACCUCAAAUCUCCUCUCUCUUGUUUGUAUGCUUGUCAUUGUAGUGGUCUCAAAGGCCACCGUUGAGCCAACCCAUCCCAUCGAUGCUGUAAGGCGAAGCAGCUUUCCUGAAGGCUUUGUUUUUGGUUCAUCGUCCGCUGCUUACCAGUAUGAAGGUGCUGCUUUUAAGUAUGGAAAAGGUCCAAGUAUUUGGGAUACCUACACUCACCAACAUCCAGAGAGAAUCGCCGAUCGUAGUAACGGAGAUAUAGCUACUGAUUCAUACCAUCGUUACAAGGAAGAUGUUGCCAUUAUGAAACAGAUAGGUUUUAAUGUCUAUCGAUUCUCAAUUUCUUGGCCUAGAAUUUUGCCAAAGGGAAAACUUAGUGGUGGGGUGAACAAGGAAGGAAUUGAGUACUACAACAAUCUCAUCAAUGAGCUCCUUGCCCAUGGCAUUAAACCCUAUGUCACACUUUUCCAUUGGGAUCUUCCUCAAGCUUUACAAGAUGAAUAUCAAGGGUUUCUAAGUCAUCGAGUUAUAAAUGAUUUUCGAGAUUAUGUUGACAUUUGCUUCAAGGAGUUUGGAGAUAGAGUGAAGCAUUGGAUCACCUUAAAUGAACAAUACAUCUUCAUUACAAGUGGUUAUGUGUUUGGAAAUUUUGCGCCGGGGAGAUGCUCUUCUUGGCAACCAUUUAAUUGCGUUGGUGGAGAUUCUGCGACUGAACCAUACAUUGUUGGUCACAACCAAAUUCUAUCUCAUGCUACCGCUGUUAAAGUUUACAAGACUAAAUAUCAGGCACACCAAAAAGGUGAAAUUGGCGUCACAUUGUUUUCGAAUUGGUUUGUCCCAUAUUCCGAUGCUAAAGCAGACAAAGAAGCUACAAGUCGAGCUCUUGAUUUUUCUCUUGGUUGGUUCUUGCAUCCUCUCGUGUAUGGAGAUUAUCCACCAAGCAUGAGAACUCUUGUAAAGGAGAGAUUGCCCAAAUUCACAAACGACGAAAGAAUUUUGAUCACAAAUUCUUAUGAUUUUAUUGGCAUAAACUACUAUACAGCUAAUUAUGCCAAAGACGAUUCGAAUGCAACUAGUUCGAACUCGAGCUAUUGGACCGAUUUUCGCGCCACUCUUUCAAGUGACCGUAAUGGAGUCUCAAUUGGUCCAAAGGUGAAUGCAUCGUCUUGGCUUGCUGCUUAUCCAGCAGGAUUAAAAAAUUUGAUGAUCUAUAUAAAGAACGUUUACAAAAAUCCGGUUAUCUACAUCACAGAAAAUGGAUCUCUCGACUUUAAUAGCGUCAAAGUUGACGAACUAAUUAAAGAUGUCGUUCGAGUAAAAUACUUUCAUGACCAUCUCAAGAAUCUACACGAAGCAAUCAAGGCUGGUGUAAGAGUGAAGGGAUACUUUGCAUGGUCACUAUUGGACGUUUUUGAAUGGUCGAGUGGAUUUACCAUACGCUUUGGUGUCGUCUACGUUGAUUACAAGAACGGCUUGAAGAGAAUCCCUAAAGACUCAGCAAAGUGGUUUCGCAAUUUCCUAAGCACCUAAAUAUGCUCUCUUCUAUCAUGUUAUGAUGUUGGUUUGUCAUGCAAUCUUAAUUAUGCGUCGAACUUCUUAUCUUUCUGUUUUGUGUUCGAUAUCAAUAAUUGAAGUGAACUCUUUUUAUGUAUGUUUCUAUGAUCAAAUUAUCUUAUC
Cucurbita moschata (crookneck pumpkin) is the source of this 1741-nucleotide messenger RNA. Its product is annotated as beta-glucosidase 12-like. Gene Ontology annotation, biological process: carbohydrate metabolic process. The record is from RefSeq and is a predicted model, not a curated record. The coding region runs from base 62 to 1594 and encodes 510 amino acids. Gene Ontology annotation, molecular function: beta-glucosidase activity. The transcript has 13 exons. NCBI's taxonomy places the organism in Eukaryota, Viridiplantae, Streptophyta, Magnoliopsida, Cucurbitales, Cucurbitaceae.